CGCCGGCUCUGAGCACACCAUUCUCCAGCUGAGCUGCGCUAUUGGUGAGGAAAUUGUUAUUUAACAGCAAAUUUCACUAGAGUGUUGUACUAAAAAUCCGUAAAAAUGUCCAUAGCCAAGCGUGUGCAGCAAUGGGCCACUUUUGCGCGAACAUGGCACAUAUACGAUUGUACCUGGCAGAACCCAUUUGAUUCGGCGUUGCUGAUAAAGAAGCAUAUAAUGGGAUUGCACAAGCCAAUUUACCAUCCAAUGAAUGAUUGCGGAGAUCAUGUAGUUUGCAUAAACACAAAAGAAAUUGCGCUACCAGGCGAUGAAUGGAUUAAGCGUGUUUACUUCCAUCAUACCGGUUACCCAGGCGGCGCUUCUUGGACGCUGGCGUGGCAGUUACACGAAAAGGAUCCAACAAUGGUUAUGAAGAAGGCGGUUUACAAUUCAAUGCGUGGCAAUUUACAACGCAGACAUACAAUGCAAAGAUUGCAUUUGUUUGCCGACGAUCAAGUGCCUGAAGAGAUAUUGGCUAAUGUAACAAAUCAAAUUAGAACACCGCGAGAAGUACCUCAACGUCUUGAUCAUAUCGAUAAGGAAACCCUGGAAAACUUCCCGGCAAUUUUGGAUUAUCCGAAAGAUUAUAUAUUGCGUUGAAGAGGCAUUAGAAGAAAACAGAUUUGUAUAUUGUGGUGAUGGUAGCAGAUUAUCUAACUCUAUACCCCCCGCUAAAUCUUGUUUUUAAAUAAAAAUUUUCUUGUAAC
This is a messenger RNA of Rhagoletis zephyria (snowberry fruit fly), 749 nucleotides long. RefSeq names its product mitochondrial ribosomal protein L13 (gene mRpL13). Gene Ontology annotation, biological process: negative regulation of translation; translation. Gene Ontology annotation, molecular function: mRNA binding; structural constituent of ribosome. Gene Ontology annotation, cellular component: mitochondrial large ribosomal subunit; ribosome. The record is from RefSeq and is a predicted model, not a curated record. Lineage: Eukaryota; Metazoa; Arthropoda; Insecta; Diptera; Tephritidae.